Molecule: messenger RNA, 732 nt
Organism: Aspergillus fumigatus Af293
Lineage: Eukaryota; Fungi; Ascomycota; Eurotiomycetes; Eurotiales; Aspergillaceae
Product: putative flavoprotein
Exons: 2
Coding region: 1-732 (243 amino acids)
Biological process (GO): coenzyme A biosynthetic process
Cellular component (GO): phosphopantothenoylcysteine decarboxylase complex
Molecular function (GO): FMN binding; phosphopantothenoylcysteine decarboxylase activity
Source: RefSeq, a predicted model, not a curated record
AUGGAAGGCAUGGGGACUUUAUCAGCUGAAGAGCAAUUCAAAGAUAAGAAGAUACACAUUCUUUUAGCAGCAAGCGGGAGCGUGGCAGCGAUAAAAUUGCCAAAUAUCGCGGAAGCUCUUGGCCGGCACAAAAAUGUCUGUAUUCGCAUCAUUGUGACCAAGUCUGCGGAGAAAUUUCUUUCGGGUCAAAGCUCAGAGCAACCUCUACUCAAUGCGCUAGAGCAGUUGCCUGGGGUUGAUGCUAUUUACCGAGACGAAGACGAAUGGAAAGACCCCUGGACUCGUGGCGAGCCCAUUUUGCAUAUUGAGCUUCGAAAAUGGGCCCAUGUCCUGCUUGUCGCCCCUUUAUCGGCGAACACGCUGGCGAAGAUGACAAUGGGGAUUGCAGAUAAUCUGCUUCUCUCCGUCAUCAGAGCAUGGGAUACCACUGGGAAGGUAGACUCGGGUCUCAAGGACAGAAAGCCUGUAGUGUUCGUUGCUCCAGCUAUGAACACCGCGAUGUGGAAUCACCCAGCCACUAAAAGGCAACUCAAAAUAUUAACAGACGAGUGGGGGGUGAGUCGGACAAAUGAAGAAGGUUGGGUCACUGUACUUCACCCAAUCGAAAAAUCACUUGCUUGUGGUGAUACUGGUAACGGUGCCAUGAUGGAUUGGAAAGAUAUAGUUAACGUAGUAGAGCAUCAUCUUGGAAUCAGUAGUGUUAAGAUAAAAGAUAUUCGCUGCGGAACUUGA